CCUCCUUAGAAAUUAAGCUACUCACUUGAGAUUAUUUUUCAUCCACAAUCACCAUGGCUGAAGAGAAGCACCACCACCACCUCUUUCAUCACAAAGAGCAGGCUGCCGAUUCCGAAUCCUCAUUCGAUGCGGCUGAAACUGAGGUUGAUUACAAAAAGGAAGAGAAGCACCACAAACAUGUGGAACAGCUUGGUAAAAUUGGAGCAACUGCUGCUGGUGCUAUUGCUUUGCAUGAGAAGCAUGAAGCAAAUAAAGAUGAAGAGCAUGGCCACCAUCACAAGAUAGAGGAGAAGAUUGCUGAGGCAGCUGCAGUGGCAGCUGGUGGAUUAGCCAUCCAUGAACAUCAUGAGAAGAAAGAAGAUAAGAAAGAAUAUGAGGAAACUCAUGGAAAGAAGCAUCAUCACCUCUUUGGUUGAUCAAGAAAAUUAUGUGUGAUGUUCCCCCACUUAUUAGCUAUUACCAUAAAUAAAACAAUCUAGUGGGUGAAUUUAUUAUAUGUUAGUUACAUAUAUCCUAAAUAAAGUUUAGCAUAAUAAAUAAUUUGCCAAUAACAGGGAUGUAUCGAACAUGAUUCAAAAAUAAAAUGUGAAAAGUAAUUGGGUUGCUCUUCAA
Messenger RNA from Cicer arietinum (chickpea), 612 nucleotides. RefSeq names its product abscisic stress-ripening protein 5-like. The record is from RefSeq and is a predicted model, not a curated record. NCBI's taxonomy places the organism in Eukaryota, Viridiplantae, Streptophyta, Magnoliopsida, Fabales, Fabaceae.